This is a messenger RNA of Effrenium voratum, 2311 nucleotides long. The record is from the annotation of a GenBank genome assembly. Lineage: Eukaryota; Dinophyceae; Suessiales; Symbiodiniaceae.
AGGCCCAUUUCGGCUCUAUAGCCAGAGGGGUGGUAUCCCGAUGGGAUACGGGUCAUUGUAGCUGCUGAGGACAGGGUGGACAUGGUUCCGUUCCUCCUCAGCAUUGCUGCUGUGCUAUCUCUGGGCGGCGCAGACAGUAGCUUAGACAUCCUCGGUGAAGAGGAGAACCAGCUUUCCCAGAGGCGCUUGGACUUUGAAGCAUGGUGCAAGCAGGAAGUGGAAAACCAGGAGGCUCAGCGCAAGCAGCUCUUACAGCAAAAAGUCACGGAACCCGAGCUGCAGCGCUUCGAGGUGCCUGCUGCACUGGUGGAGCUGGAGCAACAGCUCCGGGUCCGUGCCGACAAGACAGCAGAGGUGUCCCUGAAGAGCCUCAGGGCCUUCGAGUCUGAGCUGUCGAGCCACUCGCAUUGGCUCUUUGGCGAGUCCCGGAGCUUGCAAGCAGUGCGGAGGCUGCGCCAAGAAGCGCAGCAGAAGCUCUCCUUGAGCCAAACGAGUCGCUCGAGGGCCGAACUGGAAGCUGAGAUGGAGCUGCUGAAGGCCCAAGCAAGGAACCGCAGCGAAGCUUUGGCAGCUGACUACGCCAAGGCCCUGGCGGCCCGCAGCAGACGCCAGGUGUUAAAGGCAGCACUCGCGCAGACCGAUGCAGCCCUAUCAGAGACUUCUGGCAUUUGCGGCCUGGGGCGCAGCGUGCUGAAUCGCACAGAGGUCGCAGGCAAGGCGCUGGUGCGCAAAGCCCUGGAGCUGAUUGGCAUGGUGGAGGCAGGUGCUGAGGCCCCGGUGCCAAUGGAGGCAUCGCGGGUAAAUAAAGACCCGGGUCAGAGCGCACUGCUGGAGCAGCUGCUGCAACAGCAGCAUCUUAUGCAGCAGCAGAUUCAGCAGAUGGAGCUCAAAACUCCCAAGGAGGUGGAGCUCCCUCGACUAGAGCCUUUGAAGGCGAUGGGACCCGACUCGCUCGCCGACCUUGCGACAGCGCCAAGCCCGGUCAAAGAGGUCGCAAAGAGUCCAAUGUCCUUGGCUGCAGAGGCAAAACAGAUUAGCCCCCAUGCCACCGCAUCGAAGCAACCCGACAGGCCAACAAAUGCCAAGUCAACUGAUGCCCUUUCAGCUGAUGCCAACUUGCCGGUGCCAAGCAAGGCCGCUUCAACGGAGGCAAGCAGUGUGGAAAUAUCACAUGUCAGAGAUGAGCCUGUUCGCGAUCCAAGAGAACCACCAGCUCCAAAAGACUUCCCUGCAGCUUUACGAGGGGGCUGGCAGGCCUUAUUGGCCAAGAAGCGGUCGGAGAGCAAAGGCAAAAAGGUCGCCAAACCUGACGACUCCUCCACGAUUAUGGAGCUCAUGCAGACACCACAGACGUACACCGCCUGGCAACCUGACAAAGGUGCAGCACAACCAGACAAAGCGAAGGAGGACUUGAUGGCAGCAGAGAAAGCAUUUGAGGAAGAUGAGGAUGACAGUGCGAGAGCUGGGAAGAAGAAGGACGCCAAAUCUUUCCUCCAGCUUGACGGAAACGAUCUCGGGCCUGAUCCUCUCGCGUUCUUUCAGUUAGGAUCCGCACAUGAGCUUCGGGGCCCAUUUGCAGCACCCGCGCCUGAGGUGGCGCAGCUUCUGGGAAAGUUUGCAGAAGCCUCUGGGAGCACCAUGCUUCUGGGCCUUUCCAAGGCGCAGCUUGACAAGAAGGACUUGGCGCUCAUGCUCCAGAAAAUGCAGGCCGAGCCAGACGACCAGCCGGCCCAACUGUGCCAAAGGUUGGAGAAAGAGAGCAGGCUUCAGGGUGUGGCAAGUGAGCUCAAGCAUCAUUUUGCUUUGGCCAAGGCCCGUGCAAUGGCUGCCGUUCUGAAGCGUGAAACGGCUGCCAGAAAGAGCAUUGCAGCAGCCUUGAGCAGUUCGCACAGGUUCUUGGGCGCGCAGAACAUGCUGCAGCUCAGUUUUGAGCGCGAGCGAGAGCGGCUUCAGCGCGUGAAGCAGCUGCCAUGGGCAUCGGUGAACUCCCGCGGCGCAGCUCAGGAGCUGCAAGGGGUGCUGGAGAAAAUGCUGGCCACGGCGCAGCACGCGGAGGAGGAGCUCCAAGAUGCGCUUGCUAGUGCCAGCUCCCGACCGAUCCCUCAGCUGGAAGGUGAGCCCUCGGAUGCUUCCGACGCGGCGGAGGCUGAAGCGGAAGCUGCAACGCAGGGCCCAGGGUCAGAAGUGGCGCGGCUGUGCGCGUUGGAGUACACAAGCCGCGCCACAAGGCAAGAGAUGCGCAGCAUCGAGCUGGCAGCCAUACAGGCUGCUGCGGCCCUCGCUGAGCUUGAGUGACAGUGAUCGAGGGAGC